CCCGGACAAAGGAUCUCAUCUUUCUUUCGUAGUGCAGGUUUGUCGUCUUAUGCAGGAUCAGCGGCUUCCGUCAUUGAAAGGGACACGAGAUUCUCUAGGACUUCUUCUACUGCUCUUCCAGAUGCCGGCACCAGCGAGGGUGCAGAGGACAUAGCAGGAUUUCUACGGGAUGCUGGUUUGUCGGCUUCAGUUG
Molecule: messenger RNA, 193 nt
Organism: Amoebophrya sp. A25
Lineage: Eukaryota; Dinophyceae; Syndiniales; Amoebophryaceae
Source: the annotation of a GenBank genome assembly